AGGGCGCACCAUGCCGGGCUGGAAGAAGAACAUCCCCAUCUGUUUGCAAGCCGAAGAGCAGGAGAAAGAUGAGAGUCCCUACACUAAGUCCGCCAGCCAGACAAAACCACCUGAUGGAGCAUUGGCUGUGAGGAGACAGAGCAUCCCAGAGGAAUUUAAAGGUUCCACAGUUGUGGAAUUAAUGAAGAAAGAAGGCACUACUUUAGGGCUUACAGUGUCGGGUGGAAUCGACAAGGAUGGCAAACCAAGAGUGUCCAACCUUCGACAAGGAGGAAUUGCUGCCAGAAGUGAUCAAUUAGAUGUGGGCGACUACAUCAAAGCUGUGAAUGGAAUCAAUCUCACCAAAUUCCGCCAUGAUGAGAUCAUCAGUCUGCUGAAGAAUGUUGGAGAAAGAGUCAUUCUCGAAGUGGAGUAUGAACUCCCUUCUAUCUCUGUACAAGGAUCUGGUGUUGUAUUCCGAACGGCAGAGGUUACUUUACAUAAAGAAGGGAACACUUUUGGCUUCGUAAUACGAGGUGGAGCACACGAUGACAGAAAUAAAUCUCGUCCUGUUGUAAUAACAUGUGUUCGACCUGGAGGGCCUGCUGACAGAGAAGGCACAAUCAAAGCUGGUGACAGGCUGCUGAGUGUGGAUGGAAUCAGGCUUGCUGGUAACACACACGCUGAAGCAAUGAGUAUUCUCAAACAGUGUGGGCAGGAAGCGACGCUGGUGAUAGAAUAUGAUGUCUCAGUAAUGGAUUCAGUGGCAACAGCCUCUGGGCCACUGCUUGUUGAAGUUGCCAAAACUCCUGGUUCCAGCCUUGGUGUUGCACUGAGUACCUCAAUGUGCUGUAAUAAGCAGGUCAUCAUCAUUGACAAAAUCAAAUCUGCAAGUAUUGCUGACAGAUGUGGCGCAUUGCAUGUUGGAGAUCAUAUUCUUUCUAUCGAUGGAACUAGCAUGGAAUAUUGCACAAUGGCAGAAGCAACACAAUUCCUUGCCAAUACUACAGACCAGGUCAAACUUGAGAUCCUUCCCUAUCACCAGACUCGAGUAGCACUGAAAGGACCUGACCAUGAUAAAGUUCAGAGGAGCAACGGGCAACUUACCUGGGAUUCCUGGGCCAACAACCACAGCAGGCUACUCACCUAUCACCAUUAUAAAACCUACCUACCUGAUCAUUGCAGAAUGGCAUCCUGGAAAUUCCAGAAACCACUUCCACCGAAAAACACUCCAGCUAUGGUGUCUUCAUCCAUCUCUCCUACCUCCAUGAGUGGCUAUAGCCUGAAUUCCCUGAACACGGGCACAUUACCUCGAGGCGUCUACACCACCAGUCCACGUGGAACUAUGAUGAGGAGGAGACUGAAAAAGAAAGACUUCAAAAGCUCACUGUCUUUGGCCUCCAGUACCGUUGGGUUGGCUGGUCAGGUAGUCCACACUGAAACUACAGAAGUAGUGCUGACAGCUGAUCCUGUCAUGGGAUUUGGGAUACAGCUCCAAGGCAGCGUAUUUGCCACUGAGACUUUGUCUUCUCCGCCACUGAUUUCCUAUAUUGAAGCUGACAGCCCAGCAGAAAGGUGUGGAGUACUGCAGAUUGGAGACAGAGUGAUGGCAAUCAAUGGAAUUCCCACUGAAGAUAGCACAUUUGAGGAAGCCAGUCAACUUCUCCGAGAUUCCUCUAUCACCAGCAAGGUCACUUUGGAAAUAGAGUUUGAUGUUGCAGAGUCUGUAAUUCCAAGCAGUGGAACAUUUCAUGUGAAGCUGCCCAAGAAACAUAGUGUGGAGCUUGGAAUCACCAUAAGCUCACCGGCGAGUAGAAAACCAGGAGAUCCCUUAGUUAUUUCAGAUAUCAAGAGAGGCAGUGUGGCUCACAGAACCGGGACCCUGGAACUUGGGGACAAACUUCUGGCCAUCGAUAACAUCCGACUAGACAACUGCUCCAUGGAAGAUGCUGUUCAGAUUCUCCAGCAGUGUGAAGAUCUUGUGAAGCUCAAAAUCCGUAAAGAUGAAGAUAAUUCUGAUGAGCAGGAGAGUUCCGGGGCCAUUAUUUACACGGUGGAGCUCAAGCGCUACGGAGGCCCCCUGGGCAUCACGAUUUCGGGCACAGAGGAGCCUUUUGAUCCCAUCAUUAUCUCCAGUCUCACCAAAGGAGGACUAGCAGAAAGAACUGGUGCAAUCCACAUUGGCGAUCGAAUCCUAGCCAUCAACAGUAGUAGCUUGAAGGGAAAACCUUUGAGUGAAGCCAUUCAUUUGUUACAGAUGGCAGGAGAGACUGUCACCUUGAAAAUUAAGAAGCAGACAGAUGUCCAUUCAGCAUCAAGUCCCAAGAAAUUCCCCGUUCCCAGUCAUUUAAGUGAGCUGAGUGAUGUAGAGGAUGAAACAUCUACUCCACAGAAACCAGGCAAACACUCCGACAUUUACUGCGCUACAGCACCCAGCGUGGACAGUGCUGUUGAAUCAUGGGAUAGCUCUGGUAUGGAUACCAGCUAUGGAAGUCAAGGCCCUGGCCUCCAGGCUUCAGGAUCCAAUUUCAAUGCAUUUGAAUGGAGAAAUCCUAAACAAAGAAGUGGUUUGUCCCCAACAAGCAAGACACUGAAUCAAGAAGUGGAUCUGAGUGAUUAUGAAUGGGAAAGACCAACAACUAGUGGCUUUCCAGGAACCCACAACAAUGUUGAUGGGGAACAGGAAGAGAAUUUCUGGUCUCAGGCGCUGGAGGACUUAGAAACCUGUGGACAGUCAGGAAUCCUAAGAGAGCUCGAGGAGAAAGCGGACAGGCGUCUGUGUUUGAGAAACAUGACUCUCUUGGCAACAAUCAUGCUGGGGAGCACGCUGAGCUUGAAUCACGAGGCGUCUGCACCAUCCCGCAGCCAAUUAGGACGUCAGGCCAGUUUCCAGGAACGGAGCACAUCCCGGAGCCACUAUAGCCCAGCAACUCGAAGCAACACCCUGCCCAUCGACAUGGGUAGGAAGUCUCUCCCCACGAGAAAAAUCAAGCAAGAAAUCAAAGAGAUCAUGUCCCCAACUCCUGUAGAACUGCACAAGGUAACCUUGUACAAGGAUUGUGACAUGGAAGACUUUGGAUUCAGCGUAUCAGAUGGGCUGCUGGAAAAAGGAGUAUAUGUUAAAAAUAUUCGCCCGACUGGACCAGGAGACCUAGGUGGCUUAAAGCCUUAUGACAGGCUCUUACAGGUUAACCACGUCCGUACAAGAGACUUUGACUGCUGCCUCGUCGUGCCCCUCAUAGCAGAAUCUGGCAAUAAAUUGGACCUGGUUAUUAGCAGAAAUCCCUUGGCUUCUCAGAAGGUGGUCUCAGAUCAACAACGUACUUUACCUGGUGGAGAAUGGGGUGACCAGAACAGAGCUUUCUUUCAACAGACUGGACAUGGUGGUAGUCUGGAGACGCGAGAACCCACUAAUACAUUAUAGCAAAGAUUUGUUUUUUUAUAAAAUGACAGAGGACAAUAUAUACAUGGUGCUAAAAAAAAAAUCCCUUUGAGAUAUCUGUGACAUUUGAGGCACAGAUCAAUCGUGGCAUUAAUUGUAAAGCACAGGGACUUUUAAAUGUCUCUCAUGGCUCAUGUUCACUAUUCUUUUAAAAUUGGAAUUUUUCUGGUGAUCACUAUGAUAAAUGGCAGGCCAAGCCCAAUGAUAGAGCAAAAAAGAUAGCAAAAAUAGGUAGAUCUUUUCUUCCCUUCCAUUAAUAAACUAAAGGAUCUUUUAAAAAGUCAAUUUCAUAUUUUCAUCAUAAUAUGACUGGUUUUGAGAAAGGGAAAAAAAAAACCCUCAUUUUCUAAAAUCUAUCCUUUAUGACAGUUAUCUUAUAAUUCACUUUUAAACCAGCUGGUUACUGGGUCUUAAUGUAACAGAAAGCUGUGUGAACAAGGCUCUUUGUAAAUUUAGCUUUAUUAUGGGUAGUGUUUUGUGAACUCUUGGUCUGCUACAAUGGGAGGGGUACAGAUAUGAAAUUAAAUUAUAUUAAAGUAUUUCCACAAACAUGCACGUAAGAGGCUAUGGUAGGUGGUGAUGAAAUGUAUUGCCCAAGUAUAGGAACAAUUUUACUAGGAUAUAUGUUAUUCCCUAUGCAAGAAAAUACUAAACAGGUCAUGUCUUGGGACCUGUAACUUUUCUUUCUUUUUUUCUUUUUUUUUUUUUUUGAAAGAAUGGGGUUUAUUUCUUAAGUAGCUGAAAACUUCUGAAAAAGGGACUAUAGUACGCUAAAAACUCAAUCUGAGGGUGUUUUGUUAAGUUCAUUUGUUUUUCUUUUUUAAAAACUUAAGUAUCUGUAACAAAGAAUAAAGUGUAUUCAAAGUGUAUUCAACUUAAUGCCAGGCAAAUCAAAUUCAUAUCACUACAUAUGUUGUUUUGACAGAUUGAGGGGCGUAUAGCACAUGUAUUUAGGAAUUCCACUGAAAUAUAUUUUGUUCUGAGCCAUGCCACUUAUAGAGAUUGUAAAUACAUUUUACAAAAUACAUUGCCAAUUCCUACCACCCCUCAAAGCAAUAAAUGGUGACAAUUGCUUCUUAUCCCCCUGAGCAACUCUUUUCACUUGUUCAGAUAUUUUGAGUAAUCACCAUAAUCACUGUUAUCUGUUAAAUAUAAAAACAAAAUUUAACUAGAUCUAUAUAUUGACUAUAGAAUCUUCAUUAAUGAAAUAGCCAUUUUCUAACCCUUUUGAUUUGGGUUAAAAAUUCAAACACCAUUUAGACAAAGUAAAACUAUCUUCUUUAACCCAUAUUUCCAUGAAAAACUUCACCUUCCUUUUGUGUACACACAAAUGUUUUCCUUCAUUCAACACUGCCAGGGCAAGAAAAGAAAAUUUAAAGCAGAAUCAUGUCUGAAAGAAUCAUGAGUCACUUAAAUAUGUAUUUUUAUUUGUAUCAAACAAGUAUUAAACUGUAAAGUAUUUUUGUACAAAUUUAAUACUUUAAUAGCAUGAUAUUUAUCGUCUAUGUAUGAUUUGGGGAGCUCAGAAUUGUUGCAAAUUUGUAUGAAAAAAAUCAAAUUGUACACAGUGGAAUAAACAAUAAUUUAAAAAAGACAAAGUAUGACAUUCAGUAUAAACUACCCGAGAUCUAAAUCCACUUUGGUCAUAUUGGAUAAAAUGCAAAACUAAGUUCCUUUACAUGAAUGAGGUUUAAAAACCAAAUAAUGCAGGACUUCUAAAAUUCUAGUUCAAAAAAGUAUUUUAUAAUACAGAUAUCUAUGGUAAACCAUGAAAGUUGACCAAAAAAAAAAAAAAAAAAAAAAAUGG
Molecule: messenger RNA, 5228 nt
Organism: Sarcophilus harrisii (Tasmanian devil)
Lineage: Eukaryota; Metazoa; Chordata; Mammalia; Dasyuromorphia; Dasyuridae
Gene: GRIP1
Product: glutamate receptor interacting protein 1
Exons: 25
Coding region: 11-3403 (1130 amino acids)
Biological process (GO): neurotransmitter receptor transport, endosome to postsynaptic membrane
Molecular function (GO): nuclear glucocorticoid receptor binding
Source: RefSeq, a predicted model, not a curated record